Trematosphaeria pertusa is the source of this 960-nucleotide messenger RNA. RefSeq lists its product as uncharacterized. The record is from RefSeq and is a predicted model, not a curated record. Bases 254 to 733 code for a protein of 159 amino acids. Lineage: Eukaryota; Fungi; Ascomycota; Dothideomycetes; Pleosporales; Trematosphaeriaceae. The transcript is spliced from 2 exons.
AGAAGGGUCCUGCGACCGCAAUGCUAGCGAUUGAGCUAUUCGGGGCGACGGCGCUGGGGGUCGCCAGCGGUCAUGUCACUGGCGACUCAAAUCCACCGAGCGCCAGCAACAUAGAUCCGCGGCGCUCGGCCAACAGUGUGGUGAAUAAGGCAGACCCUCUUAGUCAGGCGGGCUGAAAAAACUUCGGUGACACCAAAAACCCCGCUCAUCUCCCUUCGUCGACCACCCACCCUACCACCCUUCAUCGAAGGAUAUGCCGACCAGCGCCGUCCAGAAACCAGCACGAGGAAGCGAGCCGGCUACCGAAAUGCGUUCCCCGAGAGAAUGGGAAGACUGGAUCCAGAGCGCUCUCGACUCUGGACACGGCCCUGACGGUUCCUACUUCGUCGAUCAUGAACGCGGCGAAGGGCAGAGCAGCCUCCACCUCAUUCUCGUACACUAUCGGCCGGCCCGUGGAACAUCGAAGGUCAUCAUGCCCGUCGGUGUGAUGUGCAAGCCCGUUACACUCGACUACGCCGCCGACACCGUGGCCCAAUCGAUUACGACGACGUAUCGCCCGGAAUCCUGGAUGGGAAGGACGGUCUACUUUGCCGUGUGCGAUCCGUUUAGUCAGCAGAUCUCUUGCUACACCAUCGACGAGCAAGACAUGCUGGAUCAGAAGCGAGACGUUCGUGUUGGCGAGGACACGGUGCUAUGGGCUGCGGAUCAGAACAGGCAACUGUACGGAGUCUAGAAGUCAACCGCAAGAGCUCCGCUGUCGCGUUCCUGAUGGCAUUCUUGCCGGGUUGGCUUGCAUGGGCACAAAAACAAGGGCUAAGAGGUUGCAGCCGUACACAACAACAUGCUUUGAUGAGUAUGGGCUGCGGUGAGGCGGCAAGGCUGGCAGUUCCGCGCUAGACGUUUUAGUUUAGCUGCGAUCAUCUACCUUCCUUUCUAAAAUUAAACAGCAUUCUGGUAACU